CAAAAACAAAAACCCUAACCCUAAUCCCCGCCGGAAUCAGAAACAACCAGAAUCAGAGAUGGGGCGCGUCCGCACGAAGACGGUGAAGAAAUCAUCACGCCAGGUGAUCGAGAAGUACUACUCGCGCAUGACGCUCGACUUCCACACGAACAAGAAGAUCCUCGAGGAAGUCGCCAUCAUCCCUUCGAAGCGUCUCCGCAACAAGAUCGCCGGGUUCUCGACGCAUCUCAUGAAGAGGAUCCAGAAGGGACCGGUCCGCGGGAUCUCCCUCAAGCUCCAGGAGGAAGAGCGCGAGCGCCGCAUGGACUUCGUCCCCGACGAGUCCGCCAUCAAGACCGAUCGCAUCGAGGUCGAUAAGGAGACGCUCGACAUGCUCGCCUCCUUGGGGAUGGGCGAUAUGGCGGGGGUUGUUAAGGUGGAUCCAGUCUCGGCCGCUCCUGUUGCUGGUUUUGGCCGUGGAAGGAGGUUCUAGAGAAUCGAGAUUCGUGAGGCUUUUAAUGUUUGUACCUUUUUUAUUUGUUUGCUGAAUCGUUUUAAAUUGAAACUUUCAAAAUAUAUAAGCUUUAGUGUUA
Raphanus sativus (radish) is the source of this 572-nucleotide messenger RNA. Its product is annotated as 40S ribosomal protein S17-4. Gene Ontology annotation, cellular component: ribosome. Bases 59 to 472 code for a protein of 137 amino acids. Gene Ontology annotation, molecular function: structural constituent of ribosome. The record is from RefSeq and is a predicted model, not a curated record. NCBI's taxonomy places the organism in Eukaryota, Viridiplantae, Streptophyta, Magnoliopsida, Brassicales, Brassicaceae. Gene Ontology annotation, biological process: translation. The transcript has a single exon.